Colletotrichum siamense is the source of this 2691-nucleotide messenger RNA. It is a transcript of the gene pif1-2, whose product is annotated as ATP-dependent DNA helicase PIF1. NCBI's taxonomy places the organism in Eukaryota, Fungi, Ascomycota, Sordariomycetes, Glomerellales, Glomerellaceae. The transcript has 2 exons. The record is from RefSeq and is a predicted model, not a curated record. The coding region runs from base 1 to 2691 and encodes 896 amino acids. Gene Ontology annotation, molecular function: DNA helicase activity; ATP hydrolysis activity. Gene Ontology annotation, biological process: telomere maintenance; DNA repair.
AUGCCGGCUGGAAUAACCAGCCUCUUCCAUCUUCGAUCCUCGCCGAUACUCCGCCGAACCCUUCAGAGAGCCGUUCAAGUUGCCCAUGUCCACACCCCGGGCCUCUACCCGGACCUAGAUCCAGAUUCAAUGUUGUCUAGAGCCAAGAAGGCCUACGAGGCCAACGCGCCUCCACCCACCAAGAACGACCUGGCCAAGCAGCUCUUCCCCUCGAGCAGUCCGAGUGCCACACAAAAUGGCAACAUCAUGAGCCAGUUCCAGAGGACAAGCCAGCAGGCCUCCUCUGCCGCCGUAUCGGCGAGGACCGCGGGGAACCCGUCGACGACCACGAACCAACCGAGGCCACCGCCUGGCCGCACAGCCAGUGUUACACACUUUGCGAGCAGCAGCCGAUCUGCUUUGGACUCUAUACCACAGCCAAAUGGCAAAUCUUUCGCUUCGCUAUAUUCCAGAUCAGACUCUUUUCGAGACGAGCCAGACACAGCUGUUGGAAUGGACACGCAAAACAAAGCCAAACCCGCAGUCUACUUUGCCGAGGACGAUUUUAGCGAUGACGACCUUCUCGACCUCGACUUUGAGGCACCCGCCGCUCUGCCUCCGCUUCCCAAGCCCCAAGUCAAGGAGGAGACGAAAGCUCCCCGGCCGCAAGUCACCGAGCCAGAAUCCGGAAUACCCUCGACCCAACACGUGCCCUGGUCAUCAUCACCUGCUUCUCACUUCGUCCACCCUAAGCUCAGCCGCGAGAAUUCAAAUCGAACGGCGUCUACCGAGACCUCUCUGAAGCGCGAAUCACCGGACCAAUUGGAUUCCCUUUUGCCUCCGCAGCCAAAGAAGCGUCGGCUUCCGAAGAGUUGGAAGGUCGAAGAGGAGGAGGACGUCAUAAAACUGGAUGAAGAAGAUGAGCCUGAAGUCUCCAUGUGGGCGCCGGGUGGCGUCACACCCGCUCCCAAGAAGAAGAAGGAGACUUGGAACAUGACUGCGAGUGCCCUGAAGGAACAGAAGAAGCAACUCAAAAUUCAAGCCAAGAAAUCCGCCGAUGACGAAUGGAGCAUGGACGAGAUCCGGAAAGAGGUCAUGCAAAGCAAUAUGCCCAAGGUAAAGGCGACUGCGAUCGCAUUGACCAAAGAGCAAAAACACGUCCAGAAUCUUGUCGUAAACAAGGGCCAAAGCGUUUUCUUCACAGGUCCCGCAGGAACCGGCAAGUCUGUUCUGAUGAGAUCCAUCAUCACGGAGCUGAAGAAGAAAUGGGCGAGAGACCCGGAAAGGCUGGCUGUCACGGCGUCUACCGGUCUUGCAGCAUGCAAUAUUGGAGGCCAGACGUUACACAGCUUUUCUGGAAUCGGACUCGGAAAGGAAGAUGUUCAGACUUUGGUCAAAAAGAUUCGACGCAACCCGAAGGCCAAGAACCGCUGGCUCAGGACGAAGACACUAAUCAUGGACGAAGUGUCCAUGGUCGACGGCGAGCUAUUCGAUAAGCUUUCCCAGAUCGGGAGGACUAUCAGAAACAAUGGCAAACCCUGGGGUGGUAUUCAGCUUGUAGUCACAGGCGAUUUCUUUCAACUGCCUCCUGUUCCCGACGGCGACAAGUCAAGGGAUGCCAAGUUUGCAUUCGAAGCAGCGACGUGGAACACGGCUAUUGACCAUACCAUUGGGCUGACGCAAGUCUUCCGACAAAGGGACCCAGUUUUUGCCAAUAUGCUUAACGAAAUGCGCCUUGGACGGAUCAGUGAACAAACCGUCCAGGCUUUCAGGAAGUUGACUCGGCCAAUCGUAUCUGACGAUGGACUCGAGGUGACGGAACUAUUCCCUACCCGAUGGGAAGUCGAGAACUCCAACCAAGCUCGCCUGCGCAACCUUCCUGGCAAACCCCACAGAUAUGAUGCCAGCGAUGGCGGAGACGCAAAUGUGCGCGACAAGCUGCUCCAGAACAUGAUGGCGCCCAAGACUAUCGAACUCAAGGUAGGGGCUCAGGUCAUGCUGAUCAAAAACAUGGACGACACGCUUGUCAACGGGUCGCUGGGAAAGGUCGUCAAGUUCAUGAGCGAGGGCAGUUUCGAGUCCUGGACCAUGCCGGAGUAUGGAUCCGAUGUUGAUGUGGACUCGGAAGACAAGGCAAAGAAGAAGAUCAAAGCCUUCAGUAGGGAAGUUGAGGAAGCGACCAGCGGAACGACCGAAUUCCCAGUCGUUGAAUUUGCUGCGGUGGACGGGACAACGCGCACUAUUCUUUGUGUCCCCGAAGACUGGAAGGUCGAAACACCAACGGGAGAGGUGCAAGCCAGCCGUAGUCAGCUACCUCUGAUCCUUGCUUGGGCACUUUCGAUUCACAAAGCGCAAGGUCAAACGUUGGAACGCGUCAAAGUCGAUCUCGGCAAGGUCUUCGAGAAGGGCCAGGCGUACGUUGCGCUCAGUCGAGCAACCUGCCAAGACGGUCUACAGGUACUGCGUUUCCAGAAGGACAAGGUUAUGGCUCACCCUAGGGUCAUACAAUUCUACAACAAGCUGUACAGCGCCGAGGUGGCCGUUGCCAAAAAACCACCGAGUAUGGCCGACUUUUUACACAAAGAAGAUGACGCAAAAGAGAAGAAGAAGAGCCAAGGACCUAGCUCGAGGUCCCAGUCAUUUGUGAGAAAAGGCGUUGAGGUGAUCGAUCUUGAUGAUGAAGAAGAGGCAAUGGCGAGCUACGGAUACUAG